Molecule: messenger RNA, 674 nt
Organism: Emiliania huxleyi CCMP1516
Lineage: Eukaryota; Haptophyta; Isochrysidales; Noelaerhabdaceae
Exons: 1
Biological process (GO): coenzyme A metabolic process; sterol biosynthetic process; isoprenoid biosynthetic process
Cellular component (GO): endoplasmic reticulum membrane; peroxisomal membrane
Molecular function (GO): hydroxymethylglutaryl-CoA reductase (NADPH) activity
Source: RefSeq, a predicted model, not a curated record
AUGGUGGCUCACACGGACACUCACACAGACACAGCGGUCGGCAAUGGCGUCGACGCCGUAGUCGAGAAGGUCUGCAGCGACGAGCUCCCGGUGCACUCGCUCGAGCGCGAGCUCGGCGACUGCGCGCGCGCGGUGCUCGUCCGGCGCGAGUGGCUCAAGCGCCAGCCCGGCGUCGCGUCGGCCGAGGCGGUCGGCCGCGUGCCGCACGAGGGCUUUGACUACGACGCGGUGCACGGCGCGUGCGCCGAGAUGGUGUUCGGGUACAUCCCGCUUCCCGUCGGCGUCGCUGGCCCGCUGCUGCUCAACGGUAAGACCUACCAGGUCCCGUUGGCGACGGUCGAGGGCGCUCUCAUCGCCUCGACUCGGCGCGGCUGCAAGGCCAUCACCGCGGCGGGCGGCGCGUCGGCCGCGGUUCUGUCGCAGGGGAUGACGCGCGCGCCCGUGAUCCGCUUCCCGAGCGCGAUCCGCGCCGCGGCGUUCGCCGCCUGGAUGCACGACCCCGCCAAUCUCGCGGUGGCGCAGGAGCAGUUUGCGACGACCACGCGCUUCGGGCGGCUCACCUCGUGCCGCGUGACGGUGGCGGGGCGGUACGCGUACGCGCGCUUCGUGUGCGCGACGGGCGACGCGAUGGGGAUGAACAUGGUCUCGAAGGGCGUCUCUGCCGUCCUCGACUU